AUGACGCGUGCUUUGCGAACUCUGGGGCUUAGUUACGUCAAGGGCAUUGGAGUCAACCAGCCCUCGGGUGUCAUCAGCAGGCUUAACACUCCCAUGGUUAUGCCAAAGCUUGAGGAGAUCAAAGACCUGUUUUCUGCCAUCGCCACCCAGUCCAGGACCCUCAAGGCGCUGCAGAUCAUAUGGGGUAACUUGAUUCACAAACGUGAGGAAAACACGGCUGGCGCUCGCUUGGUUCUACAGCUCCUUUACCAUUGUCGCCGACUCGAGAAGUUCAAGAUCAUGGAUGUUCCUACCAAUUGCCAAACGAUCCUGGGCGUAUGGGGAAGCAAGGAUUGGAAAUGCUUGGAGCUCGAGACCUUCGAGCUCGACUUUUACAGACGCCAACCCGAUGACGGCGAAAGUUCGAGCAACGAGGAGGAUGCAGUUAAGGAUUUGGAUAAGAUGGGAAUAUAUAUGUUGAUCUCUCAGAUGCUGGCGAGACUGGAGCGUGCCAUCACGUUGAUCUGUAGAUACUAG
This is a messenger RNA of Linnemannia hyalina, 516 nucleotides long. The record is from the annotation of a GenBank genome assembly. Lineage: Eukaryota; Fungi; Mortierellomycota; Mortierellomycetes; Mortierellales; Mortierellaceae.